Messenger RNA from Pseudopodoces humilis (Tibetan ground-tit), 1380 nucleotides. RefSeq names its product BPI fold-containing family B member 4-like. Gene Ontology annotation, molecular function: lipid binding. NCBI's taxonomy places the organism in Eukaryota, Metazoa, Chordata, Aves, Passeriformes, Paridae. The record is from RefSeq and is a predicted model, not a curated record.
AUGACGGUUUUGAAGCUUUUUGGAAUCAUCUUUUUCUGUGGCCUCCUCUCACCCUCGCAGGAGGUUUUGUCUGGGCUGUCCUGUGCUGUCAGCCCGCGGGCGAUGCAGAACGUUCUCUCAGAUGCCAUAAUUCAUAAUGGGCUCAUCCACCAGCACCUGCAGGGUCUCGUGGUUCCCAACAUCAUGGGUGAAGGGAGUCAGCUGAACUCUCCCACCAGCAUCACGGACCUGCACCUCAUCAAGGUCCGGGUGCCCAGGCUGUCGGUGAUGCUGCUGCCAGGGAUCGGGGUCCAGCUGACCAUCGGGGCAAAGCUGCAGCUCAGAGGCAACUGCUUGGUUGGCCUGCUCUCAGAACUCAUUGAUAUCUUCGUGGAGGUGAACAUUACUGCGAACAUUAAAUGCACGAAUUUUGAGUCUGGCACGUUCCAGGUUGUCACUGAAGACUGCCUCUGCAUUCUUGGGGCUGUAAAGAUCAAGGUCCUUUCUGGCUUACUCACCCUGUCAGUGAAUGAGCUGGUGCUUCGCCAGCUGACAGCGACUCUGCCCGCUUUGCUGUGUCCCGUGGUCGAUAUCGUGAUGAACCUUGUGAACAUCCAUCUCCUGAGCACUCUCAAUGCCGUGAUCCCGGUGGGCACAGCAGGAACAAUCCACUACCAGCUGGCCAGCAUCCCCUACACCUCUGGCAAGUUCCUUGGGCUGGAUUUAGACGGCGUGGUGAAGCAGGUGGGAGGCAGCACCAUCCCCCACGACUCAUCCCCCUCUGCUUUGCCUCCUCUGAUGGACAAACUCCUGCUCUUGGUGAUGCGCCAGAGCUUCCUCAAUGCAGUCCUGUCCCUCCUGCUCCAGCUGUCACCACAGACCUUCCCCUGCACGCCAGAUGUUUUCUCCGGUGCCAGCCGCCUGCGUGAGGCCGUGUGGGCCAUCUCUCCUGCUGGGUGCUCUGCCUGCAGUGGGACCAGUCCUCUGAGCAUCAAACUGAUGUUGAGAGGGAACCCACUCAUCCUCUUGGAAGAAAACAGAGCCAGUGUCAAGCUUUCAGUCCUGAUUCAGCUGUUUGGUAACAACUUGGAUGGAUCCAUCCUCAACUUCCUGCUGCUGAAGGCAGACCUUGCUCUAAACGUCCGUGUGUCGAUUGUUGGGGGCAGGCUGGUGCUGCAGCUGGCCUUGGGCAGCACUUCCCUCUCCUUGGAGUCUUCUGAUGUUGGCAUCAGUAAUAUCUCCAGCCUGAAGCCCCACUGCAGCAGUUUGCUUGUGGAAACAUUCGUGCCUGUGAUCAAUGGUGCCCUGAGCAUCGGGAUCCCUCUGCCAAAGGUGCUGCGCAUCCCCUUGGUGAAUGUGGAAUUUCAGAUAAAGACGGGCCUGAUGGUGUUUCUGGUGUGA